Messenger RNA from Chinchilla lanigera (long-tailed chinchilla), 939 nucleotides. RefSeq names its product olfactory receptor 1030-like. Bases 1 to 939 code for a protein of 312 amino acids. Gene Ontology annotation, cellular component: membrane. Gene Ontology annotation, biological process: G protein-coupled receptor signaling pathway; sensory perception of smell. Gene Ontology annotation, molecular function: odorant binding; olfactory receptor activity; G protein-coupled receptor activity. The record is from RefSeq and is a predicted model, not a curated record. The transcript has a single exon. NCBI's taxonomy places the organism in Eukaryota, Metazoa, Chordata, Mammalia, Rodentia, Chinchillidae.
AUGGUUAAGCAAAACUACUCCGUGGUAACUGAGUUCAUUCUGCUGGGACUCACAGACCGAGAAGACCUGCAGCCUGUCCUGUUUGUGGUCUUCUUAGUCAUCUACCUUAUCACCGUAACUGGGAAUGUGACCAUGAUUUUCUUAAUCAGCAGUGACUCAAAACUGCACACCCCGAUGUACUUCUUCCUCAGCCACCUCGCCUUUGUAGAUCUCUGUUACGCCACCAAUGUCACCCCUCAGAUGCUGGUGAAUUUCCUAUCCGAGAAAAAAACCAUUUCCUUCAUUGGUUGCUUUAUCCAGUUCCACUUUUUCAUUGCACUGGUGAUCACAGAUUAUUAUAUGCUCACAGUGAUGGCUUAUGACCGCUACGUGGCCAUCUGCCAGCCCUUGCUCUACGGCAGCAAGAUGUCCAGAUGUGUGUGUGUCUCUCUUGUCGCUGCUCCUUACCUCUAUGGUUUUGCAAAUGGCUUGGCACAAACCAUCCUGAUGCUCCGUCUGACCUUCUGUGGACCCAAUGAGAUCAAUCACUUCUACUGUGCUGACCCCCCGCUCAUGGUCCUCGCCUGCUCAGACACGUAUGUCAAAGAAACCGCCAUGUUUGUGGUGGCCGGGUCCAACCUCACCUGCUCUCUCAGCAUCAUCCUGGUGUCCUAUGUGUUCAUCUUCGCGGCCAUCCUGCGCAUGCGCUCUGCCGAGGGCAGGCGCAAGGCCUUCUCCACCUGCGGGUCUCAUCUGACGGCUGUCACCGUCUUUUAUGGGACACUGUUCUGCAUGUAUCUGAGGCCCCCUUCUGAGGCAUCUGUGGAACAGGGUAAAAUUGUAGCUGUGUUUUAUAUCUUUGUGAGUCCAAUGCUAAACCCUCUGAUCUACAGCUUGAGGAACAAAGAUGUGAAAAGAGCAAUACGAAAAGUUAUCCACAAGGAGUGGUUGGCUAAGUAA